AUGAGCCGUUUCCUGAAUGUACUCCGUAGCUGGCUAGUUAUGGUGUCCAUUAUUGCCAUGGGGAACACAGUGCAAAGCUUCAGAGAUCACAGUUUCCUCUCUGAGAAACUAUACACUGGCAAACCAAGCCUCGGUAAGAUGCAUAGGUUGUCAUUUUUGCACUCAAGAAAUGCUGGAACCUUAAUCCUGGGUUAUCUUGCCUGAGCUCUGAAAAUUUUUGUUCAGAUUUCAAAAUAACCCACCUUCUGCUUACUUAAACUUCUAGAUGUGGCUAGUGCUAUUUUUGCUUGAACAGUAACAGCUUGAAGGCCACUAAACAUGUUACAAAUUUAGGUGAAACACUCUGUGUACCUUUGGUAUACCAAAACGUCAAUGAUGUGUAAAAAAAGAGGCUUGUGUUUGUUUCACUAUUUGUACAUGAAAUGGAGAGCAGGAGCCCAUUGUAGCUUUCUGGAGCAUGUGUAUGUGGUGAAAUAAAUAUAAGACCACAUAGUUGCAAGUGUGUCAGACAGCCCUUAGGAACAUAGGAUGCAGCUUUAUACCAAAGUGAUCCACUGGUCCACCUAUCUCGAUGUGAUUUACUCUUACUGGCAGUGGUUCUUCUGGGUUGCAGACUUAGGAAUUUUCCACCCCUACUUGGAGAUGCCAGGGAUUGAACCUGAGACCUUUUGCAUACUAUGCAUGUGCUCUGCCAUUGAGUUAAAGUCUUUUCCAUUAAUCUCCCUUUCACCCGUAGUGAUAUUCUGCCACCUCAUAAUGCAUUAUCGCAGAAGAUAGUGCAGUUCCAUAUCCACAUUGGAGUGGUCUCAAGCAUUUACUGCAGUACUAAAACGAACAUUUUCCAUGGGUCCUUAUGGGCUUAUUUGCUUCAAAGUGAAUGCACAGUUCCACAUGUCCUUUGAUUCUACAAUCAGCCAAUCCACUAUAUUUCCCCAUCUAAGAAAUACAAUCUCAGACACUUACGUAAUACAAUUAUACUCACAGUACAAGAAGAGUCUAGCAAAUCCUGCCAUGUUAUGAGCUUUGGGCAUUUCCAGAUUUUAUGGUCCAUCUGAAAAGACUGUGCUGCUGGCACGCAACCACCAGAUGACAUCAUCCCAGCAAAACUUCCCAUUGCAGACAAUCACUGUUGAACAGCAUUCAAGCCACUAACCAGAAUUGUUAGUAAAAGGUAUCUCUUGGCCCAGCAAGUGCAGAUAUUAUGGAUGUCUUUUUAUGCAGAAAAGACCUUAUGAUAGAGGCAUAGGCACCUAUUGAAGCACAUUAUCAAGCUCUUCCACACCAUUUUGAAUUCACUGCCACCUUUUCUAGAUUUUUGUCCCCUUCAAAGUUAUACAUGCAUUCCUGUCCAAUGCUGAAUAGCUCAUCUACAUUUUUUAAGACUAGUCCUUCCAUCCCAAACACAACCACGUACCCUUAUGUGUAGAUCUUCUGGCUUCAGCUAAAGUACCAGUAAACCAAACUUCAAGUAAACAAGUAGUUUUAAUUAAUUGCCAGUAGCAUUUUCCCUGCUCCAUCAUUUGGAAAUACCUUGACCCCUACGACGCUUUCCAACUCCAUUAGUCUUGAGCCCUAUCCAUACCUACUGCUUAGCUUUGCCUAGACUGGGAGAGUAUCAGAAAAGAUAGUUGCCCCCCACCUGUAUAUACAUAAAAAUGUAUGGAUGUCAUACUGCAGUUCAUGUGGCUGCCUUUGUCAACUCCACCAUGAUGGCAGGCAGGUAGACGACUUGGUGGCAGGCAGCCUAGGCAAGCUGUUUAAACGGGAGGAUGUGCUUCACAGAGCGAUUUUGCAAACCACUUUGGAAAGCGCUUCCCAAAUGGUCGUCCCCCUCCCACCAGUAACCAUGGCUGCAAUAAGGCUUAAUGGAGAAGGGCAGGUGCUUCACAGAGUGGUUUGUUAAACUGCUUGGUGAAGUGCCUGCUUCGUUGUUAAACAGGUUUCCUUGGCCACUUGCCUGCCAUCACGUUGGAGUUUGCCAAACUGCUCUGCAAAGCCCCUGACCCCUCCUUUAAAAGAUGGUGUGGCCUGGCAGGAGCAAUGGGCAGAGGGGCUUGGGCUGAACUGUGGAGGGAGCUGUGAGGGGAUGGGUAAGGGGUCAGCGAGCAUAAAGAGAGGUUGGUCAUGUGUAAAGGGAGGAGGGGUGGACAAAGGGGUUGGUGGGGUUAGUGAGCGGAGCAAGCGGGGCGACAGACCCUAGUAAUUCUAUAUUUGUUAUCUCUACACAGUAAAUGGCCUCCAGGCUCGGACCUUUGGCAUUUGGACCUUACUCUCCUCUGUAAUUCGCUGCUACUGUGCCAUUGAUAUCCGCAACAAGACGUAUGUAAACUAAAUGCUAAAGGGGGGGGGGGGCGGUUGUCUUACCCACCUCCCAAUCAUGUACACACUUAGGUGCCACAGCAACUCUUUUCUAUUCCCCUAUAGCUGGGGUUGGUAACCUGUGGCCCUCCAAAUGUCGUUGGACUCCACCUUCCAUCAGACACAGCCAGCAUGGCCAUUGGUCAGGGAAGAUGGGAGUUGUAGUCCAACACUUAUCUGGAGGGCAAUGGUUUAUUUAUUUAUUGGUUUUUAUACCACCUUUUUGCCAAGGCACUAGAGCCGAUUUACAAUUUUACACAUCUUAUACCAGCAAAUGAAAAUAAAACCCUCCCCAUGCCCUUCUUUUUCCUUCACACGUGGCUGAUGGUGUUGGUUAUAUGGGAGGAGGGAAUAAUCUGGCUGGUGCAGACCCUCAUGGUGUCACUGCCUGACUCCCUCCCGGUUAUCCUAAACUCUUUUAUCACGCAGCUUGUACAGUUGAGGCAACAGUUGAAAUGCUUCAUUCGCACAGGCAUGAAGGAAAGACUGUUUAGCAUAAUACUGAUGCAAGAUCAAAAUGUAGGUAGUUAUUCUAUAGCACAUGUUUGUUUAGAGGUCUGGAAUAAAAAGUGGAAACACUCUAAUUGGGUAUUCGCCCUAUCUUUUGGUGAUAUUUGGAUAGCUCGCAAGUACACUUUCAGUCAUCUUCUGUUGGAAGUUGUUUUUGGAACUUCUAUUCCAUUCAUAUAUUUUGUGUCAGUGAUUUCCAAGAAAGCCAUAUGCAUGAAUGGACUGAGCUUAUGUUUCUAUUUGGCUUGACUUCAGCAUUAGCUUGGCACUGUGUGUGCUAAGAGACCUAGUUUGCUUGUCUGAGAGGUCAGGAGAGCCUCUGCGGGAGGCUUAAGAUGGGACAACAGUCUACUGUCUUGGUCUUGAACUGUCAGUGGAAGGCUUCCUGUGAUAAAAAUAACAAACUGUUAAAGGAGCAGUUGAUGGAUAAAUGCAAAGAGCUUUUGAAGCUGGUAACCUUUUUAUAAAAGAAAAGCAGGUGGUAGCAUUUGAGGUCUGGUUGAAUAGUUGCUUGGAGAAAUUUAUAAAAAUAGCAAGUUGGGCAUAUGGGACCUCUGUAAGGAAGCACAGCUCAGAGUUCACCCACAAUAGCUUUCAGUCCUCUGCAAUAGACUGCCUGCUCCUGAUCUUGACAUUUUAAAAAAUAUACCCCCACAAACCCCUUUCUCUUGUUGCUUGCAUUUUCAUCACUCUUUCAUCUACAUUGACAGGGUUCCCUUCCUUUGCCUUCCUAUUCCGCUGGCAGAUGAAGCAAAGUGACAGUGAAGCACACUUACCAGAAAGUUAAAUUGUACUGAAAUCAGUAAGACUGACAUGUUUAUAAGCAUCAGGAUGAAGACCAUUCUUCCUCCUUUCCCCCCUUGCCCUCCAUCAUCCCAGUCCUGGUUAAAGCGUCCUCAGUUACACGAAACUGACCAUUUACACAAUUUGCAGUUUGAUUUUAGUUGCACGAUCUGCUUUAUUUAUUGCAUUUCUAGAUCAACCUUUCCUCCACAGAGCUCAAGCUGGCAUACACAUUUCUCUCCUCCACAUUUUAUCCUCACAACAACCCCGUGAGGAAGAUUAGGCUGAAAGAGUGUGAGUGGCCCAAGGUUACCCAGUAAGCAUCAUGGCUCGAGUUGGGGUUUCAACCUUGAUGGCCUAGGACUGGAAAGCAAAUGGCAUACAGUUUAUAAACAUACCAGAGUUUUUGUUUCUAUUUCAUAUAUUUAUUUAAAAUCACCAUGAUUGACAUAAUACAUUUGCAAACACAAUUUAAAUGUCACUUAUUUACAGAGAAAGAUGUGGACUUGAAAGCACAGAUUAAGUUUCACAGGGCAAGGUUUUUGGAUUGCAAUUCUUUUUUAAACUGCCAGUGCUGCAAACAUACUUAAAGUAAAAUGUAGCCAUUUCGUCCUCAUUCAUUAGUAAUACUUCCAUGGCUUCAAAGCACUAUGCUGUCCCCAUUACCCUCUGUGCAAGCAUAACUGAUAAGAGUUUAGCUGAGGAGUCUGUUCCAGAGAUGCAAGCCAGUUCACCCUCCUUCCACUCUGUUGGCUCGACAGGAAUAAUGUGUGAAAAGCCACAGUAGCUCUCUUUUUUUUAUCAUCGAAGUUGGCAGCUUCAUCUCCCAUUUCCCAGAGUGGCAAGGAGCUACAUGCUGAGAGGGAGCUAUUUGUACUGUGUCAUUCGACAAGGUGAGGUGUACUUUUAAAGGAGAACGGGCACUCGGUCUGUUUGCUUCCCCAGAGUUACGCGGCAAGUCUGAAACCUGUCCCCAGUUCUUUUCCAAUUGUGAUGUCAAUUUAGCCCUAAUAAGAAGAGGGAUUUAGAUAAUACCAAAGUAAUUUUUUACCGUGCAGGUGAGUGAGCAAUGCUGGGAUGUACUUCUGGGAAGACAUAAAGGGUUGUGCUGUAUGUGUAGGUUUUCAACAUUUUGAUGGUAAAUCGAGGGUCACUUCAAACCUGGUUAUUCUCGAAGUCACUAUACUUUUAAAAUAAAAAAAUCCCAGUUGAUUUUUAUCCAUUUUGCUUUAACCAAAGCAAUACCAGCUACCACAACUUGGUACACCCCUUGCCAUCCAUGCUGUUAAUCCUAUUAAUCAGCCUGGGGAAGGCCAUAUAUCCCAUGUGGUGACUAGUGGGUGGAAGAUGGACUGAACCAGCUCAUCUGAAUUACCAUUUGAGCAACGAAGGAGGCUCUCUGUCAUUUCCAAGAAAUGCAGAAGCCAGUCUAGCAUGUAGCUGUAUUACCGGAUAGCCAGUGUGGUGCUUUCCAGAUGUUCCUAGACUCCAACUUCUAUUAUCCCUGACCACUGGCCAUGCUGGUGGGGUCUCAUGGGAGUUGGAGUCCAACAGCAUUUUGAAGGCAUCAUCAUAUUGGCAUAGUGCAAAAAUUGAGUGUGUUUGCUUUGUGUGUUUUUUGUCUAAACUCCUUGACUCUUAAUUUCUUUGUCGGCAUCUCUCUGUGGCCUGCAAUAAUUCUCAUUUUUUUGUUCUCUCCGGCAGCCUCUAUAACAUCACACUUUUGACCUUCUUCCUUGCCCUCGGCCACUUCCUCUCUGAAGUGUUUAUUUAUGGCACAGCAGCUGCAACAAUCGGUGUCUUGGCACCCCUAAUGGUGGCAAGUAAGUAGAGCCCAUUCUUUGGUGCUUGGCUUGUUAAAGCUGUAGCCUGCUUUUCCCCUGAGAUCAUAAACUUACCUUCACAUUUUCCCUGCGAUGGGUUGGUUGGACAGGCUAAGUGACAGUGAUAUGGCCAAAGCCAGCAAGUAAGCUUCAUAACUGAACAGAGCUGAAAUGGGGGCUUUAGUAACCAAAUGCAAUUAGUGUUCAGAAAGUGGGGGGGAUGAGUGUUCAGACCCCUGGGCUCUCACUUGUGGGGUGCCUCAGGGUUCUGUCCUCUCCCCCAUGCUUUUCAACAUCUACAUGCAGCCGCUGAGAGAGAUCAUCAGGGGGUUUGGGCUGGGUGUCCAUCAAUAUGUGGAUGAUACCCAGCUCUACCUCUCUUUCAAAUCCGAACCAGUGAAGGCGGUGAAGAUCCUGUGUGAGUGCCUGGAGGCGGUUGGAGGAUGGAUGGCGGCUAACAGAUUGAGGUUGAAUCCUGACAAGACAGAAGUACUGUUUUGGGGGGACAGGAGGCGGGCGGGUGUGGAGGACUCCCUGGUCCUGAAUGGGGUAACUGUGCCCCUGAAGGACCAGGUGCACAGCCUAGGAGUCAUUUUGGACUCACAGCUGUCCAUGGAGGCGCAGGUCAAUUCUGUGUCCAGGGCAGCUAUUUACCAGCUCCAUCUGGUACGCAGGCUGAGACCCUAUCUGCCCGCGGACUGCCUCACCAGAGUAGUGCAUGCUCUGGUUAUCUCUCGCUUGGACUACUGCAAUGCACUCUAUGUGGGGCUACCUUUGAAGGUGACCUGGAAACUACAACUAAUCCAGAAAGCAGCAGCUAGACUGGUUACUGGGAUUGGCUGCGGAGACCACAUACCACCGGUCUUGAAAGACCUACCUUGGCUCCCAGUACAUUUCUGAGCACAAUUCAAAGUGUUGGUGCUGACCUUUAAAGCCCUAAACGUCCUUGGUCCAGUAUAUCUGAAGGAGUGUCUCCACCCCCAUCAUUCUACCCGAACACUGAGGUCCAGCGCCGAGGGCCUUCUGGUGGUUCCCUCACUGCGAGAAGCCAAGGUAUAGGGAACCAUGCAGAGGGCCUUCUCAGUAGUGGCACCCACCCUGUGGAACACCCUCCCACCUGCUGUCAAAGAGAACAACAGCUACCAGACUUUUAGAAGACAUCUGAAGGCAGCCCUGUUUAGGGAAGCUUUUAAUGUUUGAUUCAUUACUGUAUUUUAAUGGGCAGGGUAUAAAUAAUAAAUUAUUAUUAUUAUUAUUACACCUCCUAAAGAUAUAGAAGAGGUAGCAAUGUCCUCUGCUCCCUCUCAUUUUCCAUCUGUCUCAGGUUUCUCCAUCCUGGGUAUGCUGAUUGGGCUGCAGUAUCUUGAAGUAGAAGCAACAUCGCAGCUCAAGAAACGGAACUGA
This is a messenger RNA of Podarcis lilfordi (Lilford's wall lizard), 6878 nucleotides long. NCBI's taxonomy places the organism in Eukaryota, Metazoa, Chordata, Lepidosauria, Squamata, Lacertidae. The record is from the annotation of a GenBank genome assembly.